Molecule: messenger RNA, 1182 nt
Organism: Diabrotica balteata
Lineage: Eukaryota; Metazoa; Arthropoda; Insecta; Coleoptera; Chrysomelidae
Source: the annotation of a GenBank genome assembly
AUGACAUACAUAAUAUCAGUGGAUGGUAGCUAUUUUUAUAUCAUUGCAGAAUAUUUAUAAUUUCAGUUUACAUAAAAUGUUUGUAAAAUAUAUUAAGAAACAUUAUCUACGUGAGUAUAUUUCUGUUUAUUGUAGGGCUGUCUUUGAUUAAACAAAUAGCGGAAGAAAUUUUCAUAACAAAUAAAAGUAUUGGAUCAAGAAACUCCUAUGGCUAUUAUAAAAAGCAAAUAUCUUUUCUUGAUGAUAAUGGAAAAAUAACUUUUGGUCUCUUCGAAUCAAAUCAUUCAAUACUAGACCAUUUAGAAAUGGCUGUCUUUGAUUUUAAUAGGAACUUUCCCGCCGUAAUAAAUAUGACAUUUUCGAGCAGUUUAGGAAAGAUGGUUUUUUGGAUUCCGUAGGUCAAAUAUGGUAUUUACACUUUACACAAGGGAAAAUCUUAAUGGUACUAAAUUGAAAACCGUCCAUGACCUACCUGAAAGUUUUACUAAAUCAAAGCGGAAUAUAUUUUGUACUCACGGCUGGAUGAAUAGUGGUGCUUCUCCAGUUUGUCAAAUGAUUAAGAAAAAAUUGCUUGAACAUACUGAUAGCAACAUCUUUAUUGUUGAUUGGGGCCCGGUAGCAAAAAUAGUAACCUACCCAAUUCCUGCAGCUGGUGUUAGAGUCAUGGCAUUAUUCUACUCAGAUUUUGUUAAUGAUCUAAUUGAAAAGAUUGGAGUACGUAUUGGCAAUAUUCACCUUAUAGGUCACAGUCUUGGAGCACAUCUUUCAGGUUUCACUGGACGUCUUAUCAAUAGGGGAAAACUUUCUAGAAUAACAGGAUUAGAUCCGGCUUUACCGUCAUUCACAAUAGUACCCGAUGAUCAUCUAAAUAUCUACGAUGCAGAAUUUGUAGAUAUCAUACAUACUUGUGGGGGAUUUCUUGGUAUUAAGAAUGCAAUAGGGCAUGUCGAUUUUUAUCCAAAUGGAGGUGGUCCCCCUCAACCUGGGUGCUCUAAAGAUUGGCAGAUGAUGGAUUCUUGUAGUCAUGGUAAAUCUUAUGAAUUUUUUGCCGAAAGUAUUUCAAAUAAAUCUUUAUAUAAAGCAAUACAAUCAAAUGGGCCUAACGCGGAAUGUAAUUCUGCACCAAUGGGAUAUCAUGUUCCACCUAGUACAAGAGGAAUAUAUUUUUUAUUAACGAAUUAG